AUGAAUAAAUACAUGAGCUCAAGUAGUACCAUUUUAAAUAACAAAAAAAAUGUAGAACAAGCUAUUAAAAACAAGUUAGAUACAGAGAAGAAUGUUGAGGGAGGUAAAAACGAAAAAAAUGGCGAAAUGUAUUGUGAGAUAAAAAAGAAUUUAUUAAAACUAGAAAAAGUGUUUUUAGAUAAUGUGCUAUUACAAGUUAAAAAGAAGACAGUUUCUAGUGCCAAAAAUUCUGUCGAAAAGUCAGCUAUAAAUGAGUUAAAUAAAUAUAAAAAAAAUAUUGAAUUGUUGAAAAGUAAAGUAAACAUAGAAGACAAUACAGAUAAAAUAGUGAAGUUAGAAAACAAAUUAAAAGAAAAUGAAGAAAUAUUACUAAAAUUAAAUAAUGACAAAGAAGGUUUAGAAAAUAUUUCAAAGCAACAAUUGAAAGCAAUAGAUGAAAUUUGUCUAAAUGAAACUCAAUUAUCAAUACAAGCAAAAUAUGAAGAAAUUAGACAGUUAAAAGAAGACUUGAUGAAAUUAAAAAAUACAUAUAUGCAAAAUGAAGACAUUCUAAAGAAAAAACAAGAACAGUUAAUUAAUAUAGAUAACCAAUUAAAGAAAAAAAUAUACUCAAUUAAAAGCGUGAAAGGCACUAAUAAUAACAGUAACAACAGCAACAGCAGCAGCAACAACAUCAAUAAUAACAAUAGUAAUAACAAUAAUAGUAAUAGCAAUAAUAAUAGCAAUCUUUCAACGAUGAAUAAUAACAAGAUAUUGUCAAAUUAUCAAAUACAAAAUCUUAAAGCCCAAAUAGAUAUGAUAAAUGAGAAUAUAAAUAGCGACACCCAACAUUAUGAAGAAAAAAUAGCCGAGCUACAAAAAAGUAUCACCUCCUCUGAAAAUGACAUAGAGUUUUUAAAUUCACAAAUAGAAGAAAUAAAGAAGAAUAUUGAAAAUAUCUCUUUAGACAUAAAAAAAAUGAGAAGGCAGAAAAAGGAAAAGUAG
Messenger RNA from Plasmodium malariae, 984 nucleotides. Its product is annotated as conserved Plasmodium protein, unknown function. The record is from RefSeq and is a predicted model, not a curated record. NCBI's taxonomy places the organism in Eukaryota, Apicomplexa, Aconoidasida, Haemosporida, Plasmodiidae. Bases 1 to 984 code for a protein of 327 amino acids. The transcript is spliced from 2 exons.